AUGCGCUGGUCGAAGUGGUGGUGGGUGGUGGUGGCGCUGCACGCGCGCUCCCUCGCGCAGUCCAACACACCGACCGUCUGCGAGGAAGAAGCGUGUCGCUGCGACCCCUUCACUAGAGUCAUAUGCACUUGCACCCAAGAUUAUCCCGAGGUGACCCUACGACCUGAUGGAGCUUAUAGAGUCCCCUCUACUGCUACUGGCAUUAUUAUAGAUAACUGUUCGCGGGUGACCUUCCUGCCCGACACCGUACGAAGUCUCAUACAACUUCGCAACAUAGAACUAAGAAAUGUGGAUCACGUCGUCAUUAACGAGCGAGCCCUAUCUUGGUCUCCGUUCUCCACACUGAACGAAAUGAACCCAGGACUACGGAUCUCGAUAACCAACAGUACGAUAGACGAGAUUGCGUCUCACGCAAUACAGGGACGCGUCAACGAUGUUGUCAUUAGCAAUAGUAGGAUUAAAGUGCUGAAGCCCUUCGCCUUCUCCAGCCUCACUGGAGUCAAUACUAUAGACUUACAAGAUAAUGUUUUUGAGAACAUUGAAAUUCAAGCGUUUAAAAAAUUCACUGUAGACAACUUUAUGCUGCGCGGGGGCAGUAUAAAUACACUACCGAGCAGGUUCCUGUCUGACGUGGAAGUCACCAACCUGUUCCGUAUGGAAGGAGUAUCUGUUAAGUAUUUGUAUAGUUUAACUUUUCUUGUCAGUUCACCAAAGAGGGUCCUUAUAGAGAGUAACACAAUAGAAACAUUGGAAGGAGAUGGAUUUCACAUAGUUACGAGAGGGCCAAUAACAUUUAGAAAUAAUACAGUAACCAAUUUGAGGAAAGGCGCAUUUUUCGGAUUCACCGUGGAUUUGGGGAUAGCGUCGGUGAUGGGACCUCAGGAGCUACUAAUUGAUAACAAUACCAUUACUAAUUUAACACCGGCCUCAUUAAUGUACAACCGUACGAGACUGACUUUGAGGGUCGAUGGACUGAACCUGAAUACAUCAUGCGCUUGUGAAUUGGCAGAACAGUGGCGUGAAGUGUUGAAAGAACAAGGUGGAACAAUAACGUGCUGGUAUGAGCUUGAGGGCUACUACAUAUCGCUGCCAACUUACGUGGACAGUAGGUGCGGACCGUUCAAACAAAACUUCUGGAUUUUUGUGCUCAUAGGUGUCAUUUUAGUGUUAAUUCUAGCGGCCAUAGCCAUAUUCUUUAUAGUUAGACGAGAGAACGAAAAGAAGAAGAAAGUGCAGAUAGUCAUGCCAGACGGAAAGACUUACAGGGAAACCGAAUUCCACAUAGUUGUUGAGAGAGCCGAGCUCCUUACUACAGAUUUAUGA
Spodoptera littoralis (African cotton leafworm) is the source of this 1323-nucleotide messenger RNA. The record is from the annotation of a GenBank genome assembly. Lineage: Eukaryota; Metazoa; Arthropoda; Insecta; Lepidoptera; Noctuidae.